AUGGAUUGGGCCGCCCCGAAUCUGGCACAUACAAAGCCCAACACUCGUCGCCUCGCGACACAGCCUGGCCCCACCAGCGCCGUCGAGCUGGACCCGAAACUCGAGCGAGAGCUGUCGCGCACUGAUGACUCGGUCCCCUUCAACCCCAAGACGCGGUACCUGCAUCACACCUGGGCGCAGACGUUCUUUUCGCGACCCGAACUGUACUUUCAGCCGUCCAGCGUUCCCGAGCUGCAAAAGAUCGUGACCCUUGCGCGCAGAUGCCGCAAGAGGUUGUGCGUGACCGGCUUCGGCCACUCGCCGUCUGACCUGACCUGCACUUCGUCCUGGCUUGUCAAUCUGGACAAUUUGACCCAAGUGCUCGAGAGGAACGUCGACGGCACUCCCGGGCUCUUUCGGUUCCAGGCCGGCCUGUCCCUCCACAACCUCAACCUCGCGCUCGCCGAGGACGGGUACACCCUCCCGAACCUGGGCUCCAUCGACGUCCAGUCCGUCGCGGGAGUCAUAUCCACCGGCACCCACGGCUCCAGCCUCAGGCACGGCCUCCUGUCGGACUCGAUCACUUCGCUGACGGUUCUGCUGUCCAACUCGCAGCUGGUCACCUGCUCGGCGGCCAAGAACCCGGAGCUCUUCCGAGCGGCGCUCCUGUCGCUCGGCUCGCUCGGGAUCAUCGUGGAGAUCACCAUGCAGGCGGUGCCGGACUUCAAGAUCUCGUGGUCGCAGUCGCUCCACACGCUGUCGUCCGUCCUCGAGUCCUGGGACGAGGACCUCUGGACCCGGAAAGAAUUCACCCGGGUGUGGUGGCUGCCCUACAUGCACCAGGCGGUCGUCUGGCAGGGCGCCAAGACGGACGCCGACCUGCGUCCCCCCAACACCACCUUCUACGGCGGCGCGUUCGGGUACUACGUGUACCACAACCUGCUGUGGCUGUCGAACUCGUUCCCGCGCAUCCUCCCGUGGAUCGAGUGGUUCGUCUUCGGCAUGCAGUACGGCUUCGGGCCGGGGCGCGUCACCACGUCUGCCGUCCAACCCGCCCGCGAGGCUCUUCUAAUGGACUGCCUGUACUCGCAGUUCGUCAACGAGUGGGCCCUCCCCCUCUCCAAGGGUCCGGAGGCCAUCCGCCGGCUCUCGGCCUGGAUCAACCACGACGACGCCGCCUCGGGCAUCCCCGUCUCGAGCGAGGGCGUCUGGGUGCACUGCCCGGUCGAGGUGCGCGUCACGCACACCGGACGUCCGGACUCGAACCCGAAAAACACGACCGUCAGGCCGUACCUCGAUCCCACCGUGCCCGACGGCCCGACGCUCUAUCUCAACGCCACCCUGUACCGGCCCUACGGUCAGGAUCCGCCCUGUCACGAGAGGUACUACGAGGCGUUCGAGCAUCUCAUGCGCGAGAUGGGCGCUCGACCCCACUGGGCCAAGAACUUUGCCUUCACGGGCGCCCGGGAGCUCGACGCCCUGUACGGCGACAACAUGACGGAGUUCUUGGAGGUCCGUGACGAGAGUGACCCUGACGGCAUGUUCUUGGGCCAGUGGCACCUGAGGAAUUUGCCUCUCAAGGCGGGGAACGACGGUGACGGGGGCGCAGGUUUCGGCCUCGUGGAGCGAGAGGUGCGCCGGUCGAAACACGGCCUGGGUUGGGGGUACGGUGACGGUGUUCUUUGGGAAGGACGAGUGACGGCCGCCGCCGCCGCCGAGGACGAGAAGGAGGAGGAGGAGGGGGAAGCCCUGACCGCCGCCAGUAAGGGUGGUGACGAAGGCACCCCGAGCCCACCUGGCACGACUACGAGCGAAGAGUCCUUUGAUUACAUGGCGAAAGGUGAGGCAAGCGUCUAUGCCGCCGAACGUGGACAAGAAUAG
Molecule: messenger RNA, 1860 nt
Organism: Exophiala spinifera
Lineage: Eukaryota; Fungi; Ascomycota; Eurotiomycetes; Chaetothyriales; Herpotrichiellaceae
Exons: 1
Coding region: 1-1860 (619 amino acids)
Cellular component (GO): membrane; mitochondrion
Molecular function (GO): D-arabinono-1,4-lactone oxidase activity; FAD binding
Source: RefSeq, a predicted model, not a curated record